AUGAUGGCGGAGGUGAGAACGGCGGAAGUGGGAAUGGCGGAAGUGGGAAUGGCGGAAGUGGGAACGGCGGAAGUGGGAACGGCGGAAGUGGGAAUGGCGGAAGUGGCGGAAGUGGGAAUGGCGGAAGUGGGAAUGGCGGAAGUGGGAAUGGCGGAAGUGGGAAUGGCGGAAGUGGGAAUGGCGGAAGUGGGAAUGGCGGAAGUGGGAAUGGCGGAAUUGAGAAUGGCGCAGGUGGGAAUGGCGCAGGUGGGAAUGGUGCAGGUGGGAAUGGCGCAGGUGGGAAUGGCGCAGGUGGGAAUGGCGCAGGUGGGAAUGGCGCAGGUGGGAAUGGCGCAGGUGGGAAUGGCGCAGUUGGGAAUGGCGCAGGUGGGAAUGGCGCAGGUGGGAAUGGCGCAGGUGGGAAUGGCGGAGGUGAGAAUGGCGGAGGUAUAA
Closterium sp. Yama58-4 is the source of this 432-nucleotide messenger RNA. Lineage: Eukaryota; Viridiplantae; Streptophyta; Zygnematophyceae; Desmidiales; Closteriaceae. The record is from the annotation of a GenBank genome assembly.